Molecule: messenger RNA, 404 nt
Organism: Staurois parvus
Lineage: Eukaryota; Metazoa; Chordata; Amphibia; Anura; Ranidae
Source: the annotation of a GenBank genome assembly
AUACAGACUUUUUUCUUGUGUAACUUCAGCCUCAAACUUGGUCACUCUGUGGAGGUGGAGGGCUUCAUUCCAGAGGGCUCAAAAAGGUUUGUCAUAAAUAUGGGAAAAGAUAAUAACAAUUUAGUGGUCCACUUUGAACCUCGAUUUGAUUUCAAUGGAGACAAGGACAAGAUAGUCUUGAACUCGCAGGCAGGGACGGAGUCUGGGGAGAGGAGCAGAAGGAAAACUUCUUCCCUUUCCAGGAGAAAAAAGACACAAAGGUUUCCUUCCAGUUUCAGCAAGACAAGAUCACCAUACAAUUACCUCACCUAAAUCCUCUCUCAUUUCCAGUCCGCUUUCCCUUAGAGGUGAUCUCCUACUUGGGUGUGGAAUUCCUGCAGGCCAAGUCCAUCACAUUUAAAUGA